GAUCUCACAGGUCUCUCCAAGUUGCUGUCUAAGAAGAUGAUAAUCACACAAAUGUGGCACUUCUAUGUCACCAGAAUUAUACUUCUUCUCCUGAUUAGUAUUCUCCCUGGAACUACUAGCCAAGGGGAUUCAAGACGACAAGAACCUGGGGACUUUGUGAAGCAAGAUAUUGGAGGACUCUCUCCUAAGCAUGCCCCAGAUAUUCCUGAUGAUAGCACAGAUAACAUUACUAUCUUCACUAGAAUCUUGGAUCGGCUUCUGGAUGGCUAUGAUAAUCGGCUGCGACCUGGACUUGGAGAUGCAGUGACUGAAGUGAAGACAGACAUCUAUGUGACCAGUUUUGGCCCUGUGUCAGACACUGACAUGGAAUAUACUAUUGAUGUAUUUUUUAGACAGACAUGGCAUGAUGAGAGACUGAAAUUUGAUGGACCAAUGAAGAUCCUUCCACUGAACAAUCUUCUAGCUAGUAAGAUAUGGACUCCUGACACCUUCUUCCACAAUGGUAAAAAAUCAGUGGCUCACAAUAUGACCACACCCAACAAGCUGCUCAGACUGGUAGACAAUGGGACCCUCCUCUAUACAAUGAGGUUAACAAUACAUGCUGAAUGUCCUAUGCAUUUAGAAGAUUUCCCCAUGGAUGUACAUGCCUGCCCACUGAAGUUUGGAAGCUAUGCCUAUACCAAAGCUGAAGUAAUUUAUUCUUGGACUCUUGGGAAGAACAAAUCUGUGGAAGUAGCACAGGAUGGCUCACGUCUGAAUCAGUAUGACUUGCUUGGCCAUGUUGUUGGAACAGAGAUAAUCCGAUCUAGUACAGGAGAAUAUGUCGUCAUGACAACCCACUUUCAUUUGAAGAGAAAAAUUGGCUACUUUGUCAUCCAGACCUACUUGCCAUGUAUCAUGACUGUCAUUCUGUCACAAGUGUCUUUCUGGCUUAACAGAGAAUCCGUCCCUGCCCGCACAGUCUUUGGUGUCACCACUGUUCUCACCAUGACCACCUUGAGUAUCAGUGCCAGAAAUUCUUUACCUAAAGUGGCAUAUGCGACGGCCAUGGACUGGUUCAUAGCCGUCUGUUAUGCCUUUGUAUUUUCUGCACUGAUUGAAUUUGCUACUGUCAACUACUUUACCAAGCGGAGUUGGGCUUGGGAAGGCAAGAAGGUACCAGAGGCCCUGGAGAUGAAGAAAAAAACGCCAGCUGCUCCAACAAAGAAAACAAGCACCACCUUCAACAUAGUGGGAACCACCUAUCCUAUUAACCUGGCCAAGGAUACUGAGUUCUCCACCAUCUCCAAGGCUGCUGCUCCCAGUGCUUCUUCAACUCCAACAGUGAUUGCUUCACCCAAGACCACUUAUGUGCAAGACAUUCCUGCUGAGACCAAGACCUACAACAGUGUCAGCAAGGUUGACAAAAUUUCCCGCAUCAUCUUCCCUGUGCUCUUUGCCAUAUUCAAUCUUGUCUAUUGGGCUACAUAUGUGAACCGGGAAUCAGCUAUCAAGGGCAUGAUCCGCAAACAGUAGAUAAUAGUGGCAGCACAGCAACCA
Molecule: messenger RNA, 1539 nt
Organism: Apodemus sylvaticus (European woodmouse)
Lineage: Eukaryota; Metazoa; Chordata; Mammalia; Rodentia; Muridae
Gene: Gabra3
Product: gamma-aminobutyric acid type A receptor subunit alpha3
Exons: 9
Coding region: 37-1515 (492 amino acids)
Biological process (GO): regulation of postsynaptic membrane potential; chloride transport; monoatomic ion transmembrane transport
Cellular component (GO): synapse; dendrite membrane; neuron projection
Molecular function (GO): GABA-A receptor activity; GABA-gated chloride ion channel activity; benzodiazepine receptor activity
Source: RefSeq, a predicted model, not a curated record